ACUGGGUUCUGAUUGGAGCAGAGGGCCGGCACGGUUAGGUUCGUCUGCGCUUCCACAUGGUUUGUUGAUAGCUGUUAUAAAAUCAUCGACUAGCAUUUUUAAUUAAAAAAAAAAUUGACAAUAAACCGCGUUCAAUUGUGAUUUAAAACCGAAGAACAGAAGAAGAUGAAUAUCCGAAACGCGAGACCGGAUGAUCUCAUGAACAUGCAGCACUGUAACCUGCUGUGCCUGCCAGAGAACUACCAGAUGAAAUAUUACUUUUACCACGGGCUGUCCUGGCCUCAGCUUUCCUACAUCGCUGAAGAUGAAAAUGGAAAAAUAGUAGGCUAUGUCUUGGCUAAAAUGGAGGAGGACCCUGAUGAUGUCCCACACGGUCACAUCACAUCCCUGGCUGUGAAGCGCUCCCACAGACGUCUGGGUUUGGCUCAGAAGCUGAUGGACCAGGCAUCCCGCGCCAUGAUGGAGAACUUCAACGCAAAAUACGUGUCUCUGCAUGUGCGCAAGAGUAACCGGGCUGCUCUACACCUGUACUCCAACACGCUGAAAUUCCAGAUCAGCGAGGUGGAGCCCAAGUACUAUGCUGACGGUGAGGAUGCCUUCGCCAUGAAGAGAGACCUGGCAGUGCUGGCAGACGAGCUACAAAAGCCCCCAGAAGAGAAGGAGAGUCUCAGCGCUGGGGUCCGCUCUGCUCAGACGGAGACCGCGGUGGGAGGGGACCCGCGCAGAUCAAACCACCUGGGCGGGGCGGGGGGUGGGGGGGAUUGUUGCCGUGACGACAAGUGCGGGGGAGGUGCCGGAGCAGUGCACCCUGGGAAACAGGGGGGUCAGGAGGACAGCGGAGGGGACAGCAAGGACGCGAGCGAGACGACGGAGAGCACAGACCUGAAGGACAGCUCGGAGGCAUCCGAUUCGGCUUCUUAGAGAUAAUUAGAUAAUUAAUAACGAUAAUAGAGUAAUUAAUGAGGCAUACAGUGGCCGUGGCGAUUGGAGACACUGACAGAGAGAGAGAGGCUUCAUAAACUCAAUGACAAACGUUUCCACGAGAAGUCUGAUCAAAUGCCUUGACAAAGACUUCUAGUGGAAACGCUUGCCGUUGAAUUUAUGAAGUUUCUUGUAGUGUUUCUAUUGAAGAUGCUCCAUUCAACACUGCAGAGCUGUAUAUUAAACUUGUUAAUUAUUUUGGAAGUGAUGAUUAAAUAAAUGGGUGAAAACACAA
Molecule: messenger RNA, 1216 nt
Organism: Acipenser ruthenus (sterlet)
Lineage: Eukaryota; Metazoa; Chordata; Actinopteri; Acipenseriformes; Acipenseridae
Product: N-alpha-acetyltransferase 10
Exons: 8
Coding region: 166-921 (251 amino acids)
Biological process (GO): N-terminal peptidyl-glutamic acid acetylation
Cellular component (GO): NatA complex
Molecular function (GO): protein-N-terminal-glutamate acetyltransferase activity; protein N-terminal-serine acetyltransferase activity
Source: RefSeq, a predicted model, not a curated record